Drosophila rhopaloa is the source of this 1084-nucleotide messenger RNA. RefSeq lists its product as uncharacterized. The transcript is spliced from 2 exons. The record is from RefSeq and is a predicted model, not a curated record. Gene Ontology annotation, molecular function: ribosome binding. Gene Ontology annotation, cellular component: mitochondrial inner membrane. Gene Ontology annotation, biological process: inner mitochondrial membrane organization; protein insertion into mitochondrial inner membrane from matrix. Lineage: Eukaryota; Metazoa; Arthropoda; Insecta; Diptera; Drosophilidae.
AUGUAUUCCGUUCGGUUUGAUUAUUCCGGCUUCUUCUUUUGACAAAAUUCUACCCAAAUUAAGCUAUGGAAAGAUGAAGUUACACCCGCUGCUGAUGAACAAGUGCUCCUGCUACGGUCAUGUGCUGCAGCGAUCGAUGCUGGUCCCCAGGCUGAGUGCCAUCUCCUCGAGACACAACCUGAAUGCUCCUCUCCAGGUGCGCAAUAGUUUCCAGAGUCUGCGACAAAAUGCGCCGCAGGUCCACUGAGUCGUCUGACCACCAAAUUGGCUCUGCUCCGGCUGAAGUUUCUCUGGGAUUGGGAGUUCUCCGAGAGCCACUUCAUGGAGAACUCACGCCAGGCGGCCGCCGUUUUCACCGACUUUGUGAGGCGUCGUCGGAAUCGGAAUGUGGAGCGAUGCAGUACGCCCAUGGGCUUCAAGCAGGUCAAGCACGAUCUGCUGGACGAUCCGCCUGACUGGAGGCUGAAUCUCAUGCGCUUCGAGAAGAUCCACUUCCGGAGGGCCAUUCCCCUGAAGGUGCAACUGCUGCGUCAUUACGAUCAUAGGUUCGCUUUCCUGGAUGUGAUCUUUGUGGCCCUGCGGCGAUCCAACGAUUUCCGGACGCCAUCGGAACUCCGAGAGAUGACAGAACUGUUGAAGCAGUAUGUAGAUCCCUCGCAGCUGCGAGUGCCACACCCACUGAUCUUCGCCGAGGUCUUUAUGCGCUUCAGACGCGACUAUUCCGUGGAGCCCAUCAGAAUGGGCAAUGUGCACCAAAACAAUCGGUGCAUGGGCCAGUGGCUGAUCUCCACCUACAAGGUGGUCCGCUUCGACAUCCUCAACGACCAUCCCCUCUUCGACAUUCCCCAGUUCGAGGAGUGGAUGCCACCGAUUAUGCCCAGGAUGGGCCGCACCAUUGAAUAAAAUCCGUUUCGCAUUAAGGUCAUUUUAAUAGCUCAAUUACUUGGAAAUAUAUGCGCGUGCUGUAAUAUUUUGGUAUGAUAUUGUAAAAUUAUAGGCCCAACUCGUAAAAUGUAAUAAAAGUAUUAAGAAAUUUUGUUUGAUUUAUAAAGUUAAGAUUUAGAAUUAAAUUACAACUAUAAUA